Messenger RNA from Phalacrocorax carbo (great cormorant), 1723 nucleotides. The record is from RefSeq and is a predicted model, not a curated record. NCBI's taxonomy places the organism in Eukaryota, Metazoa, Chordata, Aves, Suliformes, Phalacrocoracidae.
GGCGGCGGCGGCGAAAUGGCGGCGGCGGCGGGAGGUGGCGGCGGUGGCGGCGGCGGCGGCGGCGUGGCGGCUCCGGUCCUGGUUUUCGUUCCGCUCCGGCGGUGGUGGUUACUGUAUCUGUGCCUGUGCACGGCUCUGUUGCCGCGCGCGGCGCGGGGCCUGACGGAGGGCCUGUACUGCGGACGGCGGGUCUGCUAUGAGGUGCUGGGCGUCAGCCGGCAGGCCAGCAAGGCGGAGAUCGCCCGCGCCUACCGGCAGCUGGCCCGCAAGUACCACCCCGACCGCUACCGCGGGGAGCCGGCCGCGGCGGCGGCGGGCGGCGGCGGCGGCCUGCAGGCGGCGCACGAGAAGUUCCUCCUCAUCGCCACCGCCUAUGAGACCCUCAAGGAUGAAGAAACCCGUAAAGAUUAUGACUACAUGUUGGACCAUCCGGAGGAGUAUUACAGGCAUUACUAUCACUACUACAGCAGGAGAUUGGCACCAAAAGUGGAUGUCAGAAUAGUGAUUCUAGUUACGGUGUGUGCCAUCUCCAUGUUUCAGUUCUUCAGCUGGUGGAGCAGUUACAAUGAAGCUAUCAACUACCUAGCUACAGUGCCAAAAUACCGCAUACAAGCUACUGAGAUUGCCAGGCAACAAGGUUUACUCAACAAGACUAAAGAAAAAGGCAAGAACAGGCGGUCUAAGGAAGAAAUCCGUGAAGAAGAAGAAGAAAUCAUUAAAGACAUUAUUAAAAAUAAAAUAGAUAUAAAAGGCGGUUAUCAGAAGCCCAAGAUAUAUGAUAUCCUUCUAUUUCAGAUCCUUCUCGCUCCUUUUUACUUGUGCAAAUACAUAGUUUGGUACUGUUGGUGGAUUUAUUGUUUCACUAUUAAGGGGCAGGAGUAUGGCGUGGAAGAGAAGCUGUAUAUUAUACGAAGGUACAUGAAAAUGUCUCAGUCUCAGUUUGACAGCCUGGAAGAUCAUCAGAAAGAGACCUUUCUUGAACGGCAACUGUGGAUACGAGAAAACUAUGAGGUCUAUAAAAAAGAACAAGAGGAGGAGCUAAAGAAGAAAAUGGCCAUGGAUCCCCGAUGGAAGAGGUAUCGGAGGUGGAUGAAGAAUGAAAGACCUGGGCGACUCACUUUUAUUGAUGACUGAAAGUUGAUGAACAAAAUGUGUCUAAUGUUAAAGGUGAUUUGCAAAACUUUUCACUACAUCAUUCAGAGUUUUGUCAGCUGUGGCUCAGCAGUGAUCUAAAACUCAGGAAUUAGUAAAUCAGGACGAAAAAGAAUACUGGUUUACCAUUUUUAUAAGUCAGACUUAUUAAAGAGGCUCAGCUCAAUAUAUAUAUAUGCCAUUUACUUGGGGAUAUAAGUGUGGAAUUCAUUAUUCCAAACGAUGUAUUUUCUCUAAAUGUUUCGUAUUAAUGAUCAAUGGUUCCAUAAAUUUAGUCUUUUGGAAAAUGUUUCUAGAUCAGUCCUUGAAGGUCCUGUUUUUCCUUUUUAAACUGAAGGGUUUCUGCCUUCUGAAGGGCCCUGGAAGUGCUUAUAACUGAUCCUGAAGCAAGGGCCAUCUUCUGUUUUGCUCUCUCUUCCCCCUGCUUCUCAAUCUAAUUUCUAAGAUGCCAAGUUGUUUUUUGAUGUAGACAAUAUGGGGAUUAUACAAGACUUUGUCUCUUGCUAUUCCUGCUCCAGCUGGAAAUGAAUUUUAUUCUUUGUGGGAAUAAAUGAUGCGUGAUUGAUGAUCA